UAGGCUGAAGUGAUGUCAUAGAAGUGGGCUGAAAGGCGUGGCGUCCACAACUCUCUCUCCAUGGUCAGAGCAGCCGAGAAGCGCAGCAUGGCUUACAGAUACAAGCGCCACGAUGCUGGCUCAGCCAAUGGACAGAGUCAUGAGGAUAAUCCCAACUGGAUGACUUACAAAAAGAUGGAGGCCAUACUAGAGCGCAUGCAAGAUGAACAGACAGGUGUUUGCGUUAGAACAGUCAAAAGUUUUAUGACAAAAAUUCCGAGUGUGUUCACAGGAGCUGACCUCAUUAGCUGGAUGAUGAGAAACCUGGAUGUGGAUGACCAAACUGAAGCUCUUCACAUGGCCAACUUAAUGGCAUCCCAUGGGUAUAUGUUUCCUAUUGAUGAUCACAUACUAUCAGUGAAAAAUGACAACACAUAUUACAGGUUUCAAACUCCAUGUUUUUGGCCAUCCAGAAGUGGAGAGCCUGAAAACACAGAUUAUGCUGUAUAUUUGUGUAAGAGAACAAUGCAAAACAAACAACGACUUGAACUGGCUGACUAUGAAGCAGAGAACUUAGCCCGAUUACAGAAAAUGUUUUCACGCAAAUGGGAGUUUAUCUAUAUGCAGGCGGAGGCACAGAUCAAAGUUGACAAAAAGAGAGAUAAACUUGAACGCAAAGUUCUGGAUAGUCAAGAAAGGGCUUUUUGGGAUGUCCAUAGGCCUGUGCCUGGGUGUGUAAAUACAACAGAAGUAGACAUUAAGAAGGCCUGUAAGAAUAAUAAAGCACGUCCAGCAAGGAUCUCGUACAUAGUGCCUGGAGGCAGAUUGAGUCCUGGUGUAUCAGUAAAUGAUCUCCAUGAUCCAGCUCAAGGUCUGACACAAGAGAUUGAAUGCUACAGAAGAAGGCUGGGAAGGCGAUGGGUUAAAGUGUCCAAAGUGGCUGAAAGCUACACAUCGUACUAUGAACAGUAUGCCGAGUUUGAUGCCUUCAUAACACCCCAAGAAUAUGCCAAUCCCUGGAUAGUAGACAAUGCAGAGCUAUGGGAUCUGGAGAAGACAAUGAAGGAUUUACCACAAAGGAGAGUGAAAAAAUGGACAUUUAGCAUUUAUGAACUGCUGAAGGAUCCAGCUGGUAGAGAUCACUUUGGGAAAUUCCUUGCCAAGGAAUUUAGUGGAGAAAAUUUAAACCAUUUCUUGUUGGAUCAUAAUAUAUUUAAACUAAUGAAAAAUGACAGUUACACCAGAUACCUCAGGUCAGACAUGUACAAGGAGUUCCUGAACGGCACCAAGAAAAAGAGCUCUGGCAAGAGAUCACUUACCCUUAGGAUAGAAAGUAGAAGAUCUGUAUUAUCCCUGACAAACUAUAGCACCAAGUCAACCUGAGAGUAGCUGCCAUGCCAGUACUUAACAGCUACUGUGCUAGUGCUUCAAAACCACUGGACCCAUGGGGAAUAAUGAAAUCUCUGGGUUUCAGAGUCAACCGAGAACUCCCCUCUAGAACCAGUACAUGUACUGCAAGCCUGUAGCCAGAAAAUUUAAAAAAAAGGGGGGGGGUCUUUUUCUCAAAAAGUGGACCUUUCACAAUGAAAUCUAUGUGUACCUAGAUCAAAUUUUAUCCAGAAUAGACCUUUUCUGACAAAAAGGGCCGUUCUUUCAAACCCUCCGAACUCCCCAGGCUAUGUGCCUGUACCAUCAGGUGACUUCCAAAAUAUUGAAAGAGUCGUACAGUAUGCCUCAGUGCAUGGGUAGAGAAGGAGAGUCACUUGUUAGUACCCUGAAAAUCAGCAUGCUGAAACGGUGUCAAAACUGGGUAGAGGAGAGUCACAGUCGGUGCUCUGAAACUUAGGGUGUUUGCUCAGUAGGUACUCCGUGUUGUAUCCUAUAAAUCUGAAAAGAACAUAGGUGCAAUAUGAUUUCUUUUACAAGGGAAUAGUGGACCAAGGUUUACCUAGCUUUCAACUAUGCUAAUAGUACAUGUACAUGAUAAGGAUAAUCAUAUAUUCUGCUUUCUCACUGUUUGAAGAGAGUAUUUCUCUCUCCCUCUCUGUUCUUUCACCUCCCUCCCCCUUUAAAAAUAUGCCUGCCAUUGUCAUAUAAAAUAUCUUUUCUCAGUUUGUAUCAAAGCAAAACAGGAUUAUUAUUCAUUAUUCAAAUCAAAGAAACCUUUUACAACUGAAAUAUGUCUUGUUGUACUUUUCCUAGCUUUAAAUGCAUUGCUGGAGUAUUGUGCCUAUGUGUACAGUGCCAUUAUCCUGUGAAAUAUACUCUCUCCUCGCUGCCUUGGAUAAGGUUUAUGUGUUAUUAUGAUUAUACUGAAAAGCUAUGGAUUGCAGCAUUUUUAAAUACAGUUGUAAAUGUUGAAGUUUACUGUUAUUUAUUUGUACUUUUACCAUAGUUUGCUAUGAUGUGAACUAUAUUAUUUUACUCUGCUCCCAAUACCAACUCAACCCGUUUUGACUCACUUGCUGUGGCGUAGUAAUAGCAAUAUACUGUUGUGCUAAUACAGAAAAGCCAUGAUCAUAAAUGGGCUAACUUGGACUGGAAAUAGACUAAAACUGGGUUCCCACAAAGCUAUCGUUCUAGCAGGAUCAAUCCAUCUCUGAGGGGCUUCUUGCUAAAUUGCAUUCAGUUUAAACAGCUCAAAUGUCUGUCAUGCCCACUGAAGCUGCUAGGGGGGUAAAUAACUUUUGUGCAUGCUUAAACUGAAAGCAAUUUAGCGAAAUCCCCUUGGAGAUAGAUCGAUCCUGCUAGUACAAUAGGGUUAUGGGAAUGGUCUCUUAUUGCCGUCCUCAGAGGAAUGACUUGAUGAACAUGGGAUUUAAAAUUCCAUGGUGAGAAGACACUAGUGCCAGUUUAUAAGCUACACAGUAUGUAAUCCGGUGAUGUGGGGACAUUUUGUGGUUUAAAUAUUGGUUUAAGUUAGUCAGUUGGUGAAUCUGUCUUUUCUGCAUGAUCUGAUGGAACAUACCGUACCUCAUUGUGAGAUUUACAGGGUACAUCUGUGAAUAAAUUCAUUUUACUGAUUACUUUACUGAUAAGUGUAUUACAUGUAUUAGUCUCACUGUUACACCCCCAUUGCCUCUUUUUCUUCAAUGUAAUGAAUUGUAUCCAAUUUGCAUAUUGCAGAUUAACUGAAUUACCUGUGUCUUACCAAGCACACUACUGGUUCAACAGAUCAUAUUUUACAGUUUUGGUAAAAAUGUAACUUUUUGCAGUGUUUAGUUGUUACUUUGCAGUACUGUUUAAGACCUUAAACAAAAGUAGUCUCAUACUCUGCUGUAAAAGGAUUUAAUGUUACCAAACUGUGAGCAUAUUAGCGCAUGGUUUGGCCUUAUUGGAAAAUGGUGAUGAUUUAACAAUUAUACACAGUGUAUGUUAUCUACAUUUUUUUUUUCACAUUUUCAGUCUUAUACCAUGAUACCAAAAAUCAUGGCAAAGAAUUUACAAAAUCAGACGUGUGUCCCUUCCUACUUCUUUUCAUUAAUGUCCAGACCAGUGGAGUUAAUUCACUAACAUAAUCAUACUUUAAUUUCAGAAAACAAUGUGGCAUGAUUCUGAAAAUAUGUCUUAAAUCCAGGCCCGUAGCCAGCAAUUUCAAAAG
This is a messenger RNA of Lingula anatina, 3580 nucleotides long. Its product is annotated as regulator of G protein signaling 7. The record is from RefSeq and is a predicted model, not a curated record. Gene Ontology annotation, molecular function: GTPase activator activity. Lineage: Eukaryota; Metazoa; Brachiopoda; Lingulata; Lingulida; Lingulidae. Gene Ontology annotation, biological process: intracellular signal transduction; G protein-coupled receptor signaling pathway; positive regulation of GTPase activity. Gene Ontology annotation, cellular component: cytoplasm; neuron projection.